This is a messenger RNA of Vitrella brassicaformis, 2166 nucleotides long. The record is from the annotation of a GenBank genome assembly. Lineage: Eukaryota; Vitrellaceae.
AAGAAGACGGCGCUGAUGCUGAUGAUGAUAAGACUCUGCUGACGCACAAGAGGCAGACGGACGGGAGGAAUGCAAUUGUUCAAGAGACUCGCUCGCCGUUAGACUGUGUUUCGCCGUUGGACGCUCGAAGUCGAAGAGAGGACAAGGGCGUGACACACAAACACACAGUGAAGCUGGAAAACUGCGGUGAUGGACGACGAGGAUGACUAUCGAGUUGGUGUCGGCCUCGGCCUGUCCGCGCUUGCCGGUACCGUACGCCCAAUUGCCGGCACUCGACGCUGACUGCCAAUUGCAAUUCUGAUUGUUUGUGGCUGUGGCUUGUGUGUGUUGGAGGCAGGUUUGGCGACGGCGGGCGGCAGUGCUUUGUCUUUCUGCCUGCCGACCUACAACCCCCGCAUCUUCGCCGUGUGCCUGUCCCUCUCUGCCGGCGUGAUGCUGUACAUAUCCUUCAUCGAGAUUUUCUACAAGUCCAGGGUACAUGGCAUGGCAUGGCAGCACAUGGAUAGGAUGACUGACACCGCCGCUCUCUCCUCUCAUGCUUUGGGUACGUGUGUGUGUGUGUGUGUGUCUGUGUGUGGGUGGGUGUGUCAGGAUGAGUUCAUCAAGUCUGGGUAUGAGAAGACUCAGGCGUAUCCUCUCGCAACUGCGGUCUUCUUCUGCGGUAGGUGGCUGUCAAGCGGAUAUCCUCGCGGAUUGACAAAACGCUGUUCUCUCUCUCUGUCUCUGUGUGUGGUGUGUGUGCAGGCAUGGUCCUUGCCCAGUUGCUGGACUGGUGCCUGCAUCGGUUGUUUGGCUUUGAGCAUGACCAUGACGAGAUCCACCAGGAGCCGCACGUGACGCUGGAGGGUCUGUCCAGGUCGCCCAAAGAGAUGGAGCAGGAGGCCAAGAUGACCCCACUCAGUGCCAGCUCCAGGCACAAGAGCAUCCCAGUAAGUGUGUGUGAUGCCUGUCGGUCGUCAGCGUGACAUGGCGAUCGGUUGGGCUUGUUCGUGUGAUGUGUGGUGCAGACGUCCAAAAGCUGCCCGAUCCCCGCUCCCUCCGUCACGCUGUCUAUCGAAGAAACGGUCGACACCCACCCGAGCGCCGGCUCGGCGUCAUCCCCGUCGACAUCUCAAGAUCCUCCCGAGGCGACGGACAAGCCCAAAGCGGAGGAAGACACAGAAACGGCGCCACCACAGGUGGGUGGGUGGCGGGGUGCGUGAAGACAACAUGAUGAAUGAGACGAGUAUCGAGUGCUGGUGUGGUAUGUGUGGGGCGUCAGGAGGCCAGGGGCGUGGCGGGAAAAGAGGCUGUCGGGAGGCCGUCAGGCGACAAGGGGAAGCUGCUCAACCUAUCGCUGUUUAGCGGGCUGGCACUCGCCCUCCAUAAUUUUCCAGAAGGCAUUGCGACAUUUGCAGCCGCACUGGCCGACCCACGAUUCGGGCUCGGUAAGAAUGGAGCCCACACACAUCAGACACGCAGACUGACUGAUGGUUCGUUCUCUUUGGGUGUGUGUGUUGGUUCAUGUUGGUUCAGGCGUGGCUGUGGCGAUAGGGAUUCACAAUUUCCCUGAGGGCGUGGCUGUGUCGGUGCCGAUAUACUAUGCGACAGGGAGCAGGUGCAAGGCCUUCACCUGGUCGCUCAUUGCUGGCCUCGCCGAGCCAGUCGGGGCCGUCCUGAGUAAGCGGCGAGCGACACACACAUGCACUGCACGGAAGCAUGCUCAGCCCACCGCACGCCCUUGGUGUGUCGUUCUGUGUCUGCCUGUCAAUCGGUAUGUCAGCGUGGCUGAUACUGUCCAAUAACAUAUCCUCGACGGCCUUCGCCAUUCUGUUCGGGCUGGUGGGCGGCCUGAUGGUUCACAUAUCUGUCAGGUACACACAAAAAUCGCAGCCCAUCGAGAUGGUCAUCUGGCAGCCGCCCCACCACCUACCACCACCUCCGUUUCCUGCAGGAAACUCAUACCAACGGCUCUGAGAUACGACCCACAGGUGAGUGAGCGGACGACUGGGUGAGGUGGGGGGGCCGUGCAGGGUGCUAACGGAAGGUCGGCUUCGUGUCUGUGUUGGUCUGACUUCAGGAUCGUGUGACCUCUGCCCUGGUGCUCGGGGGUAUGGCACUUAUGGCGGUCAGCCUGGUGAUCUUCGUGGCUAUCGGCUUUGACGAGUGAUGGACAGACAGACAGAC